ACUCCACCUCCUCCGCAAUGGCACAGGUACCGGACGACGACGUACCGGGUCCGGGUCAAAUGUUCGCUCAAUUUGGGGCGGGCUGUUUCUGGGGCGUCGAAUUGGCGUUUCAGAGAGUGCCCGGUGUUACCAAGACGGAGGUCGGGUAUUCCCAGGGGAUUCUCGAUAACCCCACCUAUGAGGAUGUGUGUACGGACAGUACGAAGCACUCGGAAGUAGUCCGGGUCCAGUAUGACCCGAAGGAGUGCAGCUAUGAGAAUCUGCUUGACGCUUUCUGGGGAAAACAUGAUCCUACUGCACUCAAUCGCCAGGGGGGUGAUGUGGGCACCCAGUACCGAUCAGGAAUAUACUUCUACACACCUGAACAAGAGAAGGCGGCCAUAGAGUCUAAGGAAAAACAGCAAAAGAUUCUCAACAGGCAGAUUGUCACUGAGAUUCUGCCAGCAAAGAAAUUCUACAGAGCGGAAGAGUAUCACCAGCAGUACCUUGCGAAGGGUGGCAGGUUUGGUUCCAAGCAGUCCACCGAUAAAGGAUGCACUGAUCCUAUCCGUUGCUAUGCCUAAGACAUUUGUUUUUACGUGUGUGUAUUUCAUUCCAUAUUUGCAACUCAGAUUCUAUACUCAAUUACGGUUGCUCUGUAUGUUUAAUAUGAUUUGAUAUGUGUUUGGGGUGUGUAACGUGUAUACAUAAUAAUCUCUCCUGUGAGCUAUUUUGCUUAGAAAAUUGUUGGGAAAAAACACUCCGGACUUUCCCGCUUCGUGAAGUUAAGAUAUGCACUUAGGAAAUUAGGUAGCGAUGAGAGCACACGAUUUAAAUUCUCCAAUAUGGAGAUUCUUCCACUAUACAAAAGAAUAGUAGGAUUUACAAGGAUGUUACAAAAUUGUCUCACUCAAUGGUGGC
Molecule: messenger RNA, 900 nt
Organism: Cuscuta epithymum
Lineage: Eukaryota; Viridiplantae; Streptophyta; Magnoliopsida; Solanales; Convolvulaceae
Source: the annotation of a GenBank genome assembly